Xenopus tropicalis (tropical clawed frog) is the source of this 3165-nucleotide messenger RNA. NCBI's taxonomy places the organism in Eukaryota, Metazoa, Chordata, Amphibia, Anura, Pipidae. The record is from RefSeq and is a predicted model, not a curated record.
UAUAAGACAGCUCCCUCUCUGGAAUCUCUGUAAUGGUUAGUGGAAUGACUGAGCUAUUCAGUGACUGCUUGGCUAUGUAAUUGUAAAGUGAGCUGUUUGGAUUAAAAUUACCAUGUUUUCUACACACACUAGCCACAAAGCACGCAGGGGAAGCUAUGAAGGAAUUUUACACAACAAGAACACAAUACACAAAACCCUCGCUCAGAGACGAUGCUCAGCGCCUUCCCUUGGGUUCAACAAAGCUCUUAGUAAACCACGGUCUACAGUAUGGGAGAGCAAUGGCUGUUCCAUAUCCAUAGAACAAUGCCCCUUUGUUUUGGGAUUAACCAGUGAAGAUUCAGAACUAAUUUUGCAUGAAUGUGUGAAGCUGACCCAAGACUUGAAGACUAAGGAGCGCUAUCUCUUCCUAUUCAGUGAUAUGAUUAUUAUUGCCAAAUUAAAAUCCGGCACUAGUUUUAGACUGAAACACAGAGUUGAUCUCGCAGAAAUGAUGGCACUACCAUGUGAAGAGGAGGAGGAGGAGGAAGAAGCCUGCCCUUUUCAUAGUUAUCCUAAGCAUGCCUUGCUUUUUAUCUGGCAGUGUAAUGGAUGCAUUGCCUCUUUUCGCUCCCUUGAAGUAAAGGAGCUCUGGCUUGAUACUCUUGUUUGGCAGAUUAGAGAAGUUGGAGGACUUGAAGGCAUUAGUAUCCCCUAUACAAGACUACUCAUGAAGGUGCUCACAGGCUGCAAUGCUUUUAAAGCAAUCAAUACCAGCAACAUGGAAGACUUAAUAGAAUGCCCAACAGAGGCAGAUGCCAAGAAAUACCAGUUAUUGGCAGCAAUGAUAAGUGAAGAUGGCAUGUGCCAUGUAAUUGAAAACAACAAAAAAAGAAAGGCUGUCAUAUCCUGGCCAUUCACAUUCAGAAGAAGCUCAACACUAUCAGAAACUUCAGUUCCACCUGAACUAAAAGCAACUUUGUUUGACCAACCACUUUCUAUUGUCUGUGAAGAGGACGCCCUUCCCAAACCAAUACUUGAAAUCCUUACUAUUCUGUGCCAGCAGGGCCCAUCCACUGAGGGCAUUUUCCGUAAAGCUGCCAACGAGAAAGCACGCAAAGAACUCAAGGAGGAUCUCAAUAGUGGAAAGACGGUGGAUUUAAAAAGCAAGCAUGUGCAUUUAUUGGCUGUGGUUCUCAAGGAUUUUCUUAGAGGUAUUCCACACCAGCUUUUGUCAUCUGAGCUGUACCAUGAAUGGAUGGCAGCUUUAGAGAAACCAACUUUGCAGGAAAAGAUUGAAAAUAUGAAAUGUGUUGCGGAUAAACUGCCCAGACCUAACUGGAUUCUACUGCAACAUUUAAUCUGCGUCCUCUAUCACAUCAGCAAAGCCUCAACUUUAAACAAGAUGGAUUCAAACAAUCUAGCUGUCUGUAUUGGCCCAAACAUGCUCCAACCUCACCAUGACUAUAAUCUUUCCCUAGAAGCUCAGAAGCAGGCCAAUGACAGGGUUAUUUCCCUAGUUGAGUUCUUCAUAGACAAUUGCUUUGAUCUGUUUGGUCAAAAUGUAUCACAGUGUCUAAGUACCUCAAAGGAGGAGUUGCUGGAGGACACUGAUGUCUCAGAAAUCCCUUUUCAACAAAAUGACUCAGCAUAUGACAGCACAGAUCCUGAAUAUGAGGGACAUAAUAGUACCAUCACCAGCUGUCAAAAAGACUUGGGGAUUAACAGUGGGAGAGAGGUUCUAAAUAGCUCAAUGGAUCAGGAUAUAAAUCUGACUCAAUCUUCUAUAAACUUGUUGAAAGUCAGCAAUAUGGACAGGAGGAAGUCAGAACCACACAUAUUCCCCUCACAGGAUACCAAGGUGGUCGCAGGCAGAAAACUGACCAGAAGCCAUGAUGAUGUCACUGUUCGUAAAAGUGGAGAACCUUUAACUAAGGAGGACCUAUCAGAGCAAGUGUCAGAAAUAGCCUUAUAUAAGAAAAAGAUGCCAAAAGGUCUGACAGUUAAUACCAGUUAUUCAGAAGAUGUGUUAGAUGAUGUACUGCAGAAUGCUCUUUCCAGUUGUUCACUAGAGAGUUGCUUUUCAGACUGUUCUGUGUUUACCAGCUCACCGCUUGCUUCUCCCAUAAGUCCAAAGAACAACUGUUUGAUAAGACAUCAAUCAUGUUCUUCGAAGAGUGGAAUUAGAAAUGACAUUAAAUUAUCAAGCAGAGAAAUAAAAAAGCAUUCAAAGUCAUUUUCCUAUGUGAAUCAAAAGAAAAAGUUGGCAAAGACACAGAGCUGGGGGCCUGAAGGACAAAAUCCAGGCUUACAGAGGUACAUGUUUAACAGCAGUCUCAGAAAUAGACAUCAAUAUGAAAAUCCACAGGCUAAAUGUUUUCAGCAGCCUGCUGUUGUUAGGCUUAGAAGGCCACAAUCUGCCCGCAAAAUGUCAGUUGAUGAGGUGUUCCGAAUAGUAGACCAGAGAAACCCUGGCAAACCUCCAUCAUAUGAGGAAGCCAUUCAUAAAAAUGUUCCACCCUUUAAAGGUAUGACAGUCCAAACUGUGAGAGCUACUGUUUCAAAUAAUGAAUAUUCAUCUUCCCAUGUUGUCAGUGAUACCCCCAUGGACAGAGAAUGUAGAACUCAUGCAGAGAAACAGACAACAAUAAUAAAUGAAGGGCCAACAGAAAAAAACUGUGCCGAGGAAAUGCAACAGCUCUGUCAGUUUGGAAAAACUAAAAGUGUUGUUAUACGAACUAUGUCUGAGUCUGUUCAGAAACACAAGCAUGAAACCUUAAGUCGGAGAUGCAGCCAGCCUUUUGAGCUUUAUGAUCAGAUUCAGUAUGCCAAGGAAUCCUAUGUUUAGUCGGCUCAGCAGUUGGUCUCAUUUUGUAAAUAUGGACGAAAGCAAUAGAAUUCCAAUUUGUACAUAUCUUCCAAAACUGCAGUGCAUUUGGUAAAAAUAUCUAAAAAUCUAAUAUUAAUGCAAAUCUUCCAAAUAAAUAAAGAUAGCAGUUAUGUGUUUAGUUAACCAUGUUUACUACAUACCUACCAAUGUAAAUAUUUAUAUGUCGAAUUAUAUGGUACAAUGUAUGACUAUAUUUUUACAUAGUAAUCUACAAUUUUGUUUUGCUCAAUGCAAUGUAAAAAAACAGUAUUCUACUGAAUUUUCACUACAAUAAAGCACUUUCAUAUGUUUAAAAAACA